UCUGUCAGACGGUGGACCGCCGUACCGUACGUUGUGUAGUUAGCGCAGCAUUAGCACUGAUAUACCCGGUAGCAGCACAUAGCCUGCUCUACUACGCCUGAUCGACAGACUGUCUUGACUCUUGAAGGAAGGAAGGCAAGAGACGAAGACAAGACACGCGUGCUUUGAAGGGGGGGAGCGGAGUGAGAAUCAUCUAUGAAUGCUCAGAAGUGUGCCCCUCGACUAAAAGGAAGUGACAGAACUAUAAACUACGUGUGAAGGACCAAAACAGAUAUGGUGGACACGCAGAUGCCUGCUUGGCCCAUGAGUUUCGGGCUGAGCCCCAUGGACCUGGCCGGGUUGGACGACAGCUCCCACUGUUUUGACAUGAAGCCCUUCUCCACCCUGGACUACACCAGCCUUUCUGGCUUUGGUUACGACACCAGCCCUCCCCAGAGUGAAGACUUGACGCACAUGGACUGCAUGUACAAUUUCAAAACACAAGAGAGCCAAAGUACAAUAAAACUUGAGCCAGAAUCUCCACCACAGUAUUCAGAGAACAGUCAGUCAUAUUCUAAACUGCAUGAUGACCCAUCCACCUCAAUGCUAAACAUUGAGUGCCGUGUGUGUGGAGACAAGGCUUCAGGUUUCCACUACGGAGUCCACGCUUGUGAGGGCUGUAAGGGUUUCUUUCGAAGGACCAUACGGUUAAAGCUGGUUUAUGACCGCUGUGACCUGCACUGUCGAAUUCACAAAAAGAGCCGCAACAAAUGCCAAUACUGCCGCUUCCAGAAGUGCCUAAUGGUGGGAAUGUCACAUAAUGCCAUUCGUUUUGGCCGAAUGCCUCAGGCUGAGAAGGAGAAGCUACUGGCAGAAUUCUCCACUGACCUGGAUCACAUGCACCCGGAGUCCGCAGACCUGCGCACCCUUGCCAAGCACCUGUACGAGUCCUACGUUAAAUACUUCCCACUGACCAAGGCCAAGGCCCGGGCCAUUCUCUCUGGGAAGACUGGGGACAGUGCGCCCUUUGUCAUCCAUGAUAUGAAGUCUUUGACGGAGGGGGAGCAGUUCAUUAACUGCAAGCAGAUGCCACUGCCCGACCAGAGGCCCGAGAUGGGUUUGGGCUUCGGCAUGGGGCAGGAGUCAGCGGACGAGGUGGAGCUACGCUUCUUCCACAGAUGCCAGUUCCGCUCCGCGGAGGGCGUGCGAGAGGUGACGGAGUUCGCCAAGAGCAUCCCAGGAUUCGUGGGUCUGGACCUGAACGACCAGGUGACGCUGCUCAAGUACGGGGUCAUUGAGGUGCUGAUUAUCAUGAUGGCGCCACUCAUGAACAAGGACGGCACGCUGAUCUCCUACGGCCAGAUCUUCAUGACCAGGGAGUUCCUGAAGAGCCUCCGCAAGCCUUUCUGUGAGAUGAUGGAGCCCAAGUUUGAGUUUUCAGUGAAGUUCAACAUGCUGGAGUUGGACGAUUGUGACAUGGCGCUCUUCCUCGCCGUCAUUAUCCUCAGCGGAGAUCGACCUGGGCUGCUCAACGUGAAGCCCAUUGAGGACCUCCAGGAGACCGUACUCCAUGCCCUGGAGCUCCAGCUGAAGAUGAACCACCCCGACUCUCUCCAGCUUUUCGCCAAGGUGCUACAGAAGAUGACAGACCUCCGGCAGCUGGUCACAGACCAUGUGCACCUGAUCCAACUGCUGAAGAAGACAGAGAUUGACUUGUGCUUGCAUCCACUGCUGCAGGAGAUCAUGAAAGACCUGUACUAGGCUUUGGGCGUGUCCCUGCUCUGCCUCCCUGCUCAUGUGACUAGCUACUUCACACGGCACCUACCUAAGGUGUGCCAUGGUAACGUUACUGUACUGUGCCACAACUGUUGACAUAAGCUGAGGGUCAGAUUCAGUCUAAUCGCCAUAGCAAUGGAUCAAAAUUGUGCAGCUGGUAUAAAAGCAGUUAAUUUCAUAUAGUUUGAAGUCAAACUAAAACGAUUGAAACAAAAUCCAGGAAAAACUUUACACGUCCUUAACUUUGAAUAACUAAAUUAAGCAUGUUUAACAUAUUUUAUUACUUACACUUACUUAGCAUAAGUUUUCAUUGAUUUCCAUGGCAGCAGUUUGUAAUAUGCAUAAUUUAGGUGUUCAAGGUAAAUGACAAUGCAUAGUGUAGUUAAACUGAAUCUGGGCCUGAGUUUUUAGGUAUUUAUCUCUGUUCUCAUAAAGGUGAUGCCCAUUGUCGCAUAUAGGGACAAGGCAUUUAGCUGAUUGAGUGUGAUUUAGAUUGCACCUCGAACAAGCAAAGAGAAAGUGAAUGACAGUUUUUGAGGAUAAUUGUUUGUCUCAAUUUUAUUGGCCUACACUAUGUCAGAAAGGGAGAAAAUAACUGAACAUUUAACACCAAUAAGAUUGUUUUGAAUGUUGUCUUUCAGAUUAUAAAAUAAAACAAAUAAUGUCCAUAUAAUCUUUUUUUUUAAACUGAAGUCUUCAUACAGUUUCUGAAAGGGAGCAUGAUACCUUUAAGUCAGGAUUAAGUGUUUAAUGCAGGUCUGUAUGAAAACAAAUUUACAGUCAAAUUUAUUUUCAUUCCUCGGGGUAAGAGUGUGUGAGUGAAUGGCGUGUGUGCCCUGCAAUGGAUUGGUGACCUGUCCAGGGUGUAUUUUUGUCUCUCGCCCAGUGCAUGCUGGGAUAGCAGCACCCCCCGCGACCCUGACCAGGAAUAAGCGAGUUAGAUAAUGGAUGGAUGGAUGGAGAUUUCUUUUCAGUGGACCUUCGUUCACUAGCCUUAUUUUUGCUCACUUUACUAAACAAGCACAAAUACAGAAAAUACAGUGAUUUUUCUAUGAUCUUGAAGUUAUUUCUUUCUAUUUUUUUUUACUUUUUUUAAAGAAUGAAUAUUGGUUCAUGAACAUUCCAGCUGUCCAGUUGGUGUCUGGUCUAUAUGUGAGUGUAAACAAGAAAGCUUUGGCUUGCAGAACCUAGGCCUACCCUACUUUUGCUUUAAUAAUGAAACAGAGCUUUUUUCUCUUAAAUUUACAUGUUCAUUGCUUAUCUCAUCAGAUGUUUGGAGGGUAUGGAUAGAGACAGUACCUGCCUUAAAAUUCUUCUUGCCAUGUCCUUUUAUUUUGCCGAGUUUGUAUACUCAAAAGUCAAAUGAAACCAUUGUCACAGUAUUUCUAAAUUGGUGAACAUGAUUUUUUUUUCAAUUAAGCAGUUCUAUAAAUGUAAAUAAAUGUUUUUUAAAACAUUA
Molecule: messenger RNA, 3214 nt
Organism: Anguilla anguilla (European eel)
Lineage: Eukaryota; Metazoa; Chordata; Actinopteri; Anguilliformes; Anguillidae
Gene: pparg
Product: peroxisome proliferator-activated receptor gamma
Exons: 7
Coding region: 274-1740 (488 amino acids)
Biological process (GO): negative regulation of inflammatory response; hormone-mediated signaling pathway; positive regulation of transcription by RNA polymerase II
Cellular component (GO): nucleus
Molecular function (GO): zinc ion binding; nuclear receptor activity; RNA polymerase II cis-regulatory region sequence-specific DNA binding
Source: RefSeq, a predicted model, not a curated record